Messenger RNA from Suillus bovinus, 1518 nucleotides. RefSeq lists its product as uncharacterized. Lineage: Eukaryota; Fungi; Basidiomycota; Agaricomycetes; Boletales; Suillaceae. The transcript is spliced from 5 exons. The coding region runs from base 1 to 1518 and encodes 505 amino acids. Gene Ontology annotation, cellular component: cytoplasm. Gene Ontology annotation, molecular function: hydrolase activity, acting on carbon-nitrogen (but not peptide) bonds. The record is from RefSeq and is a predicted model, not a curated record.
AUGGAUUUCGAUCUCAUUGUUCGUAAUGGCACCGUCGUGACUGCCUCGGACAUUUGGGAGUCUUGUGAUAUUGGAGUUAAAGAUGGAACCAUUGUCGCUGUUGGUCCUCGUCUUCCAGCCGCACCCGGCGCGCAAGAGAUUGACGCUGAAGGGGCUUUUAUAACUCCUGGAGGAGUCGACGCUCACGUUCAUCUGAGCCAGGCAAGUGUGGACAUUGAUCACUCUAUUGUCACGAAUGGGGUCGUCCCUGAUCCCGAAAACUUUGUCGGUGACACGUUCGAUACGGGCACGCGCAGUGCGGUAGCUGGAGGAACAACAACAGUUAUUACGUUCGCCUCUCAAAUGAAGAAGGAUGAGAGCAUCAUUGCUGUUAUCGAAGACUAUCACAAGCUCGCCAAGGACCAGUCCUACUGCGACUACGCUUUUCACGUCAUCAUUUCCAAUCCGACACCCCAAAUCGUCGAAGAUGAAUUCCCCCGGAUGGUCAAUGAGUACGGAAUUACGAGUGUGAAGCUGUAUAUGACAUAUAAGCCAUUGAGGCUUCAGGAUUAUCAAAUUCUCGAUGUCAUGUAUUCCGCCCGGAAACUUGGUAUCACUACGAUGGUGCACGCCGAGAAUGCCGAUGUUAUCGACUGGAUGACACAGCAUCUGGAACAGAAGCUCAUGACGCAUCCUUACCACCAUGGUACAUCUCGACCUCCGAUCGUGGAGGCUGAGGCUACGAACCGCGUCAUUUGUUUAGCUGAACUCAUGGAUACGCCAAUUCUGCUUGUACACAUAUCUGGUGGGCCUGCCACGAAGCACAUCCGAGACGCACAAACGAGGCUGCUUCCUAUCUACGGUGAAACAUGUCCCCAGUACAUGUUCCUUCUCGCUGACUCGAUGCGAAAGGGAGACUUCGAAGGCGCGAAGUGCAUAUGCUCGCCUCCGAUCCGGGAGGACAAGUCCGACCAAGAUGCUAUUUGGGCUGGGGUCAAAAACGGAACGUUCACCAUCGUUUCUUCAGACCACGCUCCUAGCAAAUUCAAUCAUCCAAAUGGAAAGCAACGCGGGCUCAAAGACGGAAACCUUCCAUAUGGGAAAUUCCGUCUCAUCCCAAACGGGCUGCCUGGUGUGGAGACCCGUAUUCCGCUUCUCUUUUCCGGUGGCGUCCUCUCCGGACGCAUCUCCCCACAGAAGUUCGUCGAGGUCACGUCCACAAACCCAGCCAAACUAUACGGAUUGAAGAAAAAGGGCAGCAUUGCCCCUGGCUUCGACGCUGAUCUGGUCAUCUGGUACCCGCAAGCAAAGUUCCAGCCAUUCAAGCUCACGAACGAAAUGCUGCACCAUGCUGUCGACUAUACACCUUUUGAGGGUAUCGAGUUCAAGAAUUGGCCGAAGUACACAAUCAUCAGGGGUAAGGUGGUAUUCAGCCAUGGGGAGGUAGUUGGGGAAAUGAAGUACGGUCAGUACAUCCGGAGGGAGCAGAGUCUGCUUCCAGGACCAAGAGAUGUUUGGUUGAGCGAAUGGCGGCCCUAA